Molecule: messenger RNA, 1119 nt
Organism: Lathyrus sativus (Indian pea)
Lineage: Eukaryota; Viridiplantae; Streptophyta; Magnoliopsida; Fabales; Fabaceae
Source: the annotation of a GenBank genome assembly
AUGUUGAUGGCAAUGUGCUCCCAGUUAGGAACAUCACAUUCGUGGACUCCAACACAGUGCCACCUAAAUGCCCCCACCAAAACAUUCCAAAAAACCAAAUUGACACACUCAAUGCCUCCUGAGAAGAAAGAAAUUUUCAAGUCAUUAGAGAGUUGGGUAUCAGAACGUGUAUUGCCACUGGCCAAACAUGUGGAGGAAUGCUGGCAGCCACAUGAUUUCUUGCCAAACUCAACAUUACCGUCAGACGAGUUCAUCGAUCAAGUGAAGGAGUUAAGGGAUCGAACGGCUGGGCUUCCGGACGAUUAUCUGGCAGUUCUGGUGGGUAACAUGAUCACUGAGGAAGCAUUGCCUACAUACCAAUCCUAUUUAAACAACUUGGAUGGUGGGGUUGCAGAUGAGACCGGUGCAAGCAACAAUCCAUGGGCUAUAUGGUCGCGAUCAUGGACUGCGGAGGAGAAUAGACAUGGAGAUUUGCUCAAAACAUAUCUCUAUCUAACUGGUCGAGUUGAUAUGCAAAUGGUCGAAAAGACUAUCCAAUACUUGAUUGGAGCUGGCAUGGAUAUAGGAACUGAAAAUAACCCGUAUAUGGGCUUUGUGUAUACAUCUUUUCAAGAACGAGCCACUUUUGUGUCGGACGGUUGUUUGGCUCGACUGGCUAGGGAAAGGGGUGAUCGAAUUCUUUCAUGCAUAUGUGGAACGAUUGCUGCGGAUGAGAAGCGUCAUGAGAUUGCAUAUGAGAGGAUUGUUGAGAGACUUUUAGAAGUGGACCCCACAGAGACGAUGAUAGCCAUAUCAAAAAUAUUGAGUGGACAUAUAACGAUGCCCGGGCACUUGAUGCAUGAUGGACGAGACCCACAUCUCUUUAGCCAUUUCUCUGCUGUGGCACAACGCAUUGGUGUCUACACGGUUAGUGACUACAUUGAUAAUCUAGAGUUCUUGAUUAGACAAUGGAGAUUGGAGAAGAUAGAAGGUUUAACCAGUGAGGGAAAACAUGCACAAGAGGUCGUGUGUGGACAUGUAUCCAGGAUUAGGAGGCUACGAGAGCGUGCUGAUGAGCGGGUGCAAAAGAUGAGACCUACGUUUAGUUGGAUCUUCAAUAAAAAGAGUCCUUAUGUUUGA